Molecule: messenger RNA, 1941 nt
Organism: Aspergillus pseudotamarii
Lineage: Eukaryota; Fungi; Ascomycota; Eurotiomycetes; Eurotiales; Aspergillaceae
Exons: 4
Coding region: 1-1941 (646 amino acids)
Biological process (GO): glutamyl-tRNA aminoacylation; translation
Cellular component (GO): methionyl glutamyl tRNA synthetase complex; cytosol; cytoplasm
Molecular function (GO): glutamate-tRNA ligase activity; ATP binding
Source: RefSeq, a predicted model, not a curated record
AUGGCAACCCUUACCGUCGCCUCGAGGGCAAAUCCUGCUCUCACUCUCCCUGCUGUUUUGGCUGCAGCAUACGCGAGGGGCCACGGGAUUCCACUGGACGUGACUUACGAGAAUGUAGACUUAUUAACUAGUGGCCCCGUGGAGCUCGUUACUCUUAAUGGACGCCCCCUCGCUGGAGAUGAUAUUCUCGACUACUUCCAUGAUAUUCUGCCUGGUUGUCAAACGAACCAGCGCGAGCAUUCAUCUGAUCGCUUGACACAGAUCAUCGGGUACUCUAUCACCCUGGCAGACGUCGCUAUUUGGGGUGCACUCCGUGGAAACAGGGUAAUUGUGGGACUUCGGCGAAAGAGUCCCAACGUAAAUCGGUGGUUUAACUUUGUCGAGAGUCGCAGCCCAUGGGUAAUUAAGGCGGUAGACGAGUUCAACAGCCAGACGCAAGUGAAGAAGGCAUCAGGCGCGAACUACAAUAUCGGGUUAAAGAAUGUCGAAAAUGGCAUUGUGUGUCGGUUUCCUCCAGAGCCUUCUGGAUACCUACACAUUGGACACGCCAAAGCAGCGCUCUUGAAUGAUUACUUUGCUCAUCAGCACGGAAAUGCCAGAGGUCUCCUAAUCUGCCGCUUCGAUGACACGAACCCCUCCAAGGAAAGCCAGGAAUUCAUGGACGCAAUCAUCCAUGACCUCUCUCUUCUUGGUAUCUCGCCAGAUCGCGUUACGUACUCCAGCGACUAUUUUCGACAGAUGUACGAGGCGUGUAGGGAGAUGAUCCAGUCGAGGAAGGCCUACGCAGACAACACCACCAAAGAAGUCAUGCAGGACCAAAGAAUGAAAGGCAUUCCCAGCACGUGUCGCAACAUGAGUAUAGAAGAAAGCCUUUUCCGCUUCGAGGAAAUGAAAUCUGGUUCUCCACAAGGCCUCAAAUGGUGUAUCCGGGCGAAGAUAUCUACCGACAAUCCAAACAAAGCUCUCCGAGACCCGGUUAUCUACCGUUACUCAAUCGAGCAAGUAACACACGCCCUACGAACAAAUGAAUAUCGCGACCGAAAUGCACAGUAUCGUUGGAUGCAGGAGGCACUCGGUCUCCGGAAAGUCGAUAUCUGGGACUUUUCCAGGCUGAGUUUCGUCCGGACAGUCCUAUCCAAGCGGAAACUUACUGCAAUUGUUGACAGCGGUGUUGUCUGGGGCUGGGAUGAUCCGCGAAUGCCAACUGUUCGUGGCAUUCGCAGGAGGGGCUGUACCAUUGCGGCUCUUCGGGAGUUCAUAUUGGAGCAGGGCCCGAGUCAGAAUAUUGUCAAUAUGGAUUGGACGAGAUUCUGGGCUAUGAACAAGAAGCAUAUUGAUCCUGUUGCCGCGCGCUACACUGCGAUACCUAAGGUGGAGGCUGUAACUGCUCUCGUUGACGGGAUUGAGAUGUCGAUGUCUGCUGAAAAGCUAAGACAUAAGAACCGUUCUUUAGGGACAAAAACUGUCGUUUUUAACAAAGAGAUCCUGAUCGGCCAAGCCGAUGCCCGUCUAUUCGAGGAGAACGAGAGGAUCACCUUGAUGAACUGGGGCAACGCUGUUAUCGACAAGAUCGGUACAAGCUCACAGACCGGGAAAAUAUCUUCUUUACGACUGAGACUAGACCUGACAUCGGAUGUCAAAACGACCGACAAGAAAAUUACAUGGUUAGCCAAAGAAGCAGGAAACUUGAUCCCGGCUAAGUUGUACACCUUCAACCAUUUGCUUAUGAAAGAUAAGCUUGAGAAAGAUGACGACCUGACGUCUUGCCUAACAAUUCCAAGCGAACGCUGCACAGAGGCUUGGGCGGAUUGUAAUGUCUCACGGCUUGCUGAGGAUGACAUUAUUCAGUUCGAUCGGAUAGGGUAUUUUAGGGUAGAUAGGGCGUAUCGUGGUGGUGAUGCGGUGGUUUUAUUUAAUAUUCCUACGGGGAAGGGAACUUAG